ACGUGAAGGAACGACCACUGCUGGGUGAGUGGGCGCAGAGGAUUUACGUGGACCGUUGGAUCACUUUUGCUCGGUCUAGAUUGACCCACAUCCGGCUGGUAGAAACCCAGCGCUACACCGCGGGGAGUCAGCCGUCUACCAGCUCCCAGUUCACAGAGCCAUGUCAGCCCGCGCCGCGGCCGGCGGCGAGGGCGGCGGCCGCCACGGGACCCUCUCCAAGGUCUCCCUCUCGUCGGUCUCGGCCGCCGCAGCGGAGGCCGCCACCUUCCCCAUCGACGCCGUCAAGACGCGCCUCCAGCUCCACCGCAGCCCGGGGGGCGGGGGAGGGGGCGGCGUCAUCCGCGUCGCCGGCGAGCUCUUCCGCGACGGCGGGAUGUACCGGGGCCUCUCUCCCGCCGUCCUCCGCCACCUCUUUUACACCCCGCUCCGCAUCGUGGGAUACGAGCACUUCCGGUCCUCUCUCGCCAGCGGGGGGCGGGAGGUGGGCCUUCUCGAGAAGGCGCUCGCCGGGGGACUCUCCGGCAUUGGCGCCCAGGUGGUGUCAAGCCCUGCUGAUCUUAUAAAGGUAAGGAUGCAAGCAGACAGCAGACUGUUAAGCCAAGGUAUUCAACCACGGUACACCGGAAUCGCAAAUGCCUUCACAAAAAUCAUACGAGCUGAGGGCUUUCUAGGACUUUGGAAGGGGGUUGUUCCAAAUGCGCAACGGGCAUUUCUUGUCAACAUGGGUGAAUUGACAUGCUAUGAUCAAGCAAAGCAUCUCAUUAUCCGCAAGCAGAUUUGUGAUGAUAAUCUGUACGCUCACACAUUGGCCUCUGUCGCCUCUGGACUGUCUGCGACAACCUUGAGCUGCCCAGCGGAUGUAAUCAAAACUAGGAUGAUGAAUCAGGGCAGAGAGGGAAAAGCUCUAUACAGGAAUUCUUAUGAUUGUUUGGUAACUACCGUCAGACAUGAGGGCGUAACGGCACUGUGGAAGGGUUUCUUGCCUACGUGGGCGAGGCUUGGCCCGUGGCAGUUUGUGUUCUGGGUUUCCUACGAGAAAUUGCGCCAAGCAUCAGGUAUCUCAUCAUUCUGAUAAUGACGGGUGGUUCUUAUACGAGAGAGGCUUUUAGAUCAAAUAAAUUUACGUUUCUGCACCUUCAUUGCGGCUUCAUAUACGAUAUAAACCUGUUCAUGCUCAUUUACUUGACCGUGGGCUUUUAUCAUG
Molecule: messenger RNA, 1204 nt
Organism: Phragmites australis (common reed)
Lineage: Eukaryota; Viridiplantae; Streptophyta; Magnoliopsida; Poales; Poaceae
Product: mitochondrial uncoupling protein 3
Exons: 2
Coding region: 161-1072 (303 amino acids)
Biological process (GO): transmembrane transport; response to cold
Source: RefSeq, a predicted model, not a curated record